CAAGAAUCUUUAAAGCAUGGAGUUACACCCAUUGCCACCUUGUCAUGCUGCCCAAAGUGGAGACGGAAGCCCUGGGACUGGCUCGAUCGCAUGGGGAACAGGGCCAGAUGCCGGAAAACAUGCAAGUGUCUCAAUUUAAAAUGGUAAAUUACUCCUAUGAUGAAGAUCUUGAAGAGCUUUGUCCUGUGUGUGGAGAUAAAGUGUCUGGGUACCAUUAUGGGCUCCUCACCUGUGAGAGCUGCAAGGGAUUUUUUAAGCGAACAGUCCAAAAUAAUAAAAGGUACACAUGUAUAGAAAACCAGAACUGCCAAAUUGACAAAACCCAGAGAAAACGUUGUCCUUACUGUCGAUUUCAGAAAUGUCUAAGUGUUGGAAUGAAGCUAGAAGCGGUAAGGGCUGACCGAAUGCGUGGAGGAAGAAAUAAGUUUGGGCCCAUGUACAAGAGAGACAGAGCCCUGAAGCAACAGAAAAAAGCCCUCAUCCGAGCCAAUGGACUUAAGCUAGAAGCCAUGUCUCAGGUGAUCCAAGCUAUGCCCUCCGACCUGACCAUCUCCUCGGCAAUUCAGAACAUCCAUUCUGCCUCCAAAGGCCUACCUCUGAACCAUGCUGCCUUGCCUCCUACAGACUAUGACAGAAGUCCCUUUGUAACAUCCCCUAUUAGCAUGACAAUGCCCCCUCAUGGCAGCCUGCAAGGUUACCAAACAUAUGGCCACUUUCCUAGCCGGGCCAUCAAGUCUGAGUACCCAGACCCCUACACCAGCUCGCCUGAGUCAAUAAUGGGCUAUUCCUAUAUGGAUAGUUACCAGACAAGCUCUCCAGCAAGCAUCCCACAUCUGAUCCUGGAACUUUUGAAGUGUGAGCCAGAUGAGCCUCAAGUCCAGGCCAAAAUCAUGGCCUAUUUGCAGCAAGAGCAGGCGAAUCGAAGCAAGCACGAAAAGCUGAGCACGUUUGGGCUUAUGUGCAAAAUGGCAGAUCAGACCCUUUUCUCCAUUGUUGAGUGGGCCAGGAGUAGUAUCUUCUUCAGAGAACUUAAGGUUGAUGACCAAAUGAAGCUGCUUCAGAACUGCUGGAGUGAGCUCCUAAUCCUCGACCACAUUUACCGACAAGUGGUACACGGAAAGGAAGGAUCAAUCUUCCUGGUUACUGGGCAACAAGUGGACUAUUCUAUCAUAGCAUCACAAGCUGGGGCCACCCUCAACAACCUCAUGAGUCACGCACAGGAGUUAGUGGCAAAACUUCGUUCUCUCCAGUUUGACCAACGAGAGUUUGUGUGUUUGAAAUUCUUGGUGCUUUUUAGUUUAGGUAAGAAAUCCUUUUCUCAUCCUAUAUACAACCAACGCUUACUCGAUGAAACUGACAUGGGAGUCGCUUGAAGUCAGUAUAUGUUUUGGUUCUAUCAAGGGAAUGCCUUCCUUACAAAUCACGACAUCUUCAAACAUGAAUAGAUUUUCAUGUAUGUUUCUACACAAUUCACUGUUCUUUUGAGGAGAGGUUGGCCUGUGGAAAAUGAGUUAUACAAUCCGAGUCCUGGAUUUUCCUUCAUAAUGGACAGAUAAGCGAUAGUCAAAUAAAGCUCUGGCAGAGGCUUAAAGGAGAUCACCCUGGAAAGAUGUAUAGGGUCCAUUCAGACCCAUCUUUCCAUGUCAAUCGUUUCUAUGUGACUUUUAUUCCUGCUUGCUACCUAUGGCUAUUUUUAGUCUUCUAAAAUGUGAAUAGUAAUUAAAAACAUGUUUUUUCAAAAAAAAAUCUCUAUUGGGAUUAACUAGAGAAUGUUCAUAACCAGAUGCACCACUAUGCAAGUAUAAAAGAUGACAGUUGUCAAGGGGAAAGGAUGCUUCUUUAGGAAAGCUUUGGAGAAGAAAGAUAACUAAGCAAGACAGAUUAGCUAAAUCAAGGUUCUCAGUGAGUCAGAUGAGAAAAAUCACCACUGCUUGGAAUAAAAAAAGGAUUAAGGAGAUGGAUUUUUAUUGACUUCAAAGGAACAGAUUUUUCUGCCUGUCCCUUACUUGAUUUCUGUAUUUUGUUGGCUUAAUAAAGCCAACUUAAAUAAACUUUUUGCCAAGUCCAUUUAUUACUUAUUGGCAGACAGCUGAGGGAGGCAACUUCCCUCAAAUGAGAAAAUGCAGAAAUCAGAUUUACCAACAUAUGCUUUUUCUUUAGUCUCCCGUUAUAAGAUAGUCGUGAAUUCAUAUCCUAAGAAAUAAAACAAUAAAACAAACUGCACAGCAAAACAGAUGUGUCUACUCUCCAAAAUUGGUACUUCAGUUUUAAAAUUCCUCUUGACAGCACUGCACAACUGUUGCUAAUAAAGGAAUAGUUUGAAGUAAUAGAACCAGAGUUAAUUUUUCAUGUGCAGUCAACAUUUAAAAUAAAAAGAACAUUUUCGUAUUUUGGAAAAUGUGAUAAAUAUAGCAAGAAAGAAAUGUUACUGAAAAUUCAAAAAGACAACAGAAUUUCAUAGAUGUAGUGUUCAAAGGUUUGCAAUGCCAGGACUAGAUCCUGUGUGGUUUCUAUAUUAACCACAAUAAAAAGGAACAUUCUGUUCAAGUAAGUCUGACUCUUUUACACAUGCAUAGUUUUUAUAAAGAGUGAGAUAGGUCCCCUCACUGUAAUUGCACAAAUUAUUCUGGUUUAUGGCAAUAUCUUAGUCUUUUCAACUCGUACAUUUGAUCAGUAAUUAAAUGAAAAAUGGGGCCAUACAUGUGUGAGAAAUCUUACAGCAUCUUAGUGAUAAAAUAUUUACAGAGCGUCAUCUCCCUUCAGUGGUAUUUUAAAUUAGUUCCAAGAACCGUAUUACAUUUGAAGAUGCUCACAUUAACCACCGUGAGCGUCUUUCAGUUGUCAACACUUUCAUCUUGCCUUCAUCGUUUUUCCAAAUUAUUACACUCUCUGCUAAUACUGUUGGGGAGGGGAGCAGAUUGGAAAUGCUUUCCACCUUUGAACCUCACCAACUAUCUUCCUGAAGAACUGGGGCAUAUAUAGAGGGUGCCAAAAACAAUGUAUACACAUUUUAAGAAAGGAAAUAUUUUGGCACCCUCUAUAUUCACCGGAACCUCACACAGCCUCUUGUUGAAUGAGCAUGUCGAUUAUUUCAAGAACGUGGCGCACCAGUCAAUAGCUAGCUUAGUAUCCAUUCAAACCUUGUUUGUUUGUUGUUUAAGGAAGAAAGCAAGCAUGGCUUUUAGAUCAGAGGUGAAUAGAGUUUUGACCAAGAAUUUAUUUUUAGAGAAGUUACUAGUGGGGGUGGGCAAGUACCUGGCAGUAAAAUUCAGGGAGUUUCCAAAUUAUGAGCGGAAAACUGUUUAACCAUUGGAACAAUGAAUGAUCAACAUUUUUUUUUUUAAUUUCAACUUCGCUGAUCUAUAUGGAUAAUCAGCUUUCAGGUGCCCAGACUAACCCCCAAAACACCUUGAUUGAGGAUAAAGUCAUACCAGGGCCACUGCUAAAAGCUUAGCCCAAGUUCUAAGCCAAUACCUGCUGUCCUAGACCUUCACAAGCCUUGAGCCCCCUGAGUUUGAAACCCGGUAUGUUCUGAUCUCAGCCCUGCUUUGAGCCCCUUUGCUCCUGGAGUAAGGUGAGGAUUUUGUGGGCUGGUUAGAGGCCAGGGGCUGUGUUGAAAGUAGACUGCAUCUCCUGUGAGAGACGAAACUGUGAGAUAGAUUUGGUAAGAGAUUGGUAGUGUGUGAUCCCAAGCGGGGGCAGCAUUGUAAGCCAAAAGCACAACCUGUGCUCAAGUGUGAAGGCAAGAGAGAGCAAAACAAGUUUGGGGAAACAUUUGAUGAAUAUGGUCAAGGGAAGCCAUGGACAUAGCAUGGAGAUGUAGGCAGGGGCCCGGUUACAGAACUGAAGGCCUCCGAGCCAUUCAACUUAUACCCACCGGGUGCUCGCUAUGGUCAGGCACUGAGCUGGGCUCUGGGGAUAAGAUAACGGUAAGCAGAAGAGGUGCUGUGGUUUUCAUUCUGUAGACAACAAGAAUGCAUGACCACGUUCUGAUCAAAGGUAGAGCUGAGUUGAGUGACGUAAGUUGAUUUGCCUUUCUGGUAGUGAUGUGGGUAGUGGGUGGACAGUGGCUGGGGACAAAGCUGGAAAUGCUGUGUUCAGAUGUGUUUUAAUACUCCUUGGAAAUGGGAGUGAAAUGAGGGAAGUGAACCAGUUACAGGUGCAGACCGCAGAAUGGGACAGCUGAGAGGGAGAAGUCUAGGAUGAGUCUCAGGUUUCUGGGUGUUUUGCCAGAACAGAAAAAUCUAAGGAGCAGGAACUAAUCUGUGGAGUCAGAGCAGGCUCCAGUAGCAGCCAACCUCCUCCUAAAAGUUGUUCUUCCCUGAUGUUGAUUAUUGAUUACACAAAAAGCUAAUGACAGGACUAACAUGAAAAUACUGUUGACUCGAAUUGUUCUGAUCUGCUGUCUGAUUUCCCCUCUCAAAUUGUAUCUGUGUGCAGACCUCAAUUUGUUAAGUUGGUUGAAAAUGGGAAUGAAAGUCAAAAAUACCCUCUCCUGAGAGACUGUUUCACUGUUAGACUCUGGAGGCCUAAUCUCUGCAAAUUGUAGUAUUUUCUUAAAAUCCUGUUAAAUUGCCAUAUUUUGUUGCCUAACCGUGAGAUACUAUAAUUUGAGCCCAAUUUAUAACUUGGCGAAAAAGAAGACAUUCCAAGUUAACCAGUUAAAACUGUAACUCAAGGGAGGCCAAAAUAACAUUUUGGAUGUUUAUUGAUUGGUUUAUAUUUCUACCUUCUUCUAAAAAUGAAUCAGAGUGAGUGAUGUCACCAGCCAAUGUAGAAAUAAAUCCUAUAGAGAAAGCAGAAAGGGGAUCGUUAUCCACAAAUAAUAUCAUUAUGGCAUGUGAUCCAAAGACAGAUGGAAUUCCUACAAACUGUUUUCUCCCGAAAACCAACUCAGAACUGGAAAGCAAUCACUUGGUUACCAACUGAAGCAUCCUGAAUAAUGUUAUUGCAGGUUCAAGCCCAUUAGGAGUAUUAAUGUGGCUUAGGUGCUCAAAGCAACAAGGAACUAAACCAUGUCAACUAAGAUGUUACUCUGGCUUUGGAUUUUCUCAGCCUGAAAACCCAGUGGCUGAACCUUGCUGGAUUCUUACCGUGGCCCAGGGUGCAAGAGAAAGUACUAGAGGCAUUUUAUAUCCUGUUUCCCCUCAUGAAUACCCUUGAUUUAAAUCAAGGGUAAACCAUUCCUUGUCUUACCGGCCAAUAUUUCUAAAAGUGUAUCUUAUAUUCAGCUGAGUUAAAGACUGUUAUUCUCUUUCAGGGGAUUUCCUAAGCCUAAAUUUUUAGAAAAAUUUACUUCAUGUUUCUUUAAGUUUAGACUUUCUAAGUCGAUUGAAAGGAAUUGCUCUGCUCUCCAGAUAAUUCUGCACAGUAGAAGUCAGUGCUCUUGAACUGAACUCAGUUGAAGUUAGAAGUCAUCCUUUAUGGUUUUUCUGUAGCCCAGAUUUCUAGCUCAUUGCUUGGUACACAGUAGGGUCUUGCAAAAGUAUUUACUGAUAAAAUAGAUAAAUAAAUAAGCUUACUUUAGUUUUAAACUCAAAGAAAACCCCUUACCAAAGUAAUCUGUGAUAAGUAAUGGGAGGUAGGUUAGCCUAAAAGUUAGUUUUCUGAGACUAACUUUUCCAAAGAACUCUGUUGUAAAUGCCUUCUCAAAAUUAAAUUAUUACCAGCUUGCAUUCUCUCAGUUUAUGGGGGGAAAUAUUUAUUUAUAAGCUCUUUGGAAAAGCUAACUUGAAGAAAGAUUAGGAAGAAUAUUGAUGGCUAAAACCAGGUGAUAAGUUUAUUUCUAUUCCAAGCAAAUGUAAGAUCAUAAGCUUUCAGCCCACGACAGUUAAGCAAGUCUUUCUUGGCCUUGAUGGAAAGCUGUAAAAGGGAUGGAGAAAAAUCAUAUCUAUGUUCAUCCUGGUCGCUCUUUGCUUUAUAACGAAUUUCCAAAUCUUGAAUGUGCUUGUUUGAUCUCAUAUACCAUAACACACCCCAGGUAAGAUUUGUCCUCAUGGAGGCAAGCGCCCCGUGGAAGAUGGGUUGUGGUUGCCUCAAAGAAAGACUCAACUCAUCCAGACAGAAAAACUACUGCCUUGCUAGAUACCCUCCCUGGCCUGCCGUGAACGAACCCUAUCUGUGGAGAAGCAAAGGGCAUAAUUCAAACAAAGAGCUGUUUGCUCAUCCCCGGGUUCAGUUCAGGCCUUCUGUAGCAUCUGACCACAAUUCUUUUAUCUUAAAGAAUUUAAAGCACAUUAUCUUAAAUAUCAAAGAUCACCCAAGGAAUUCCUGAAAUGUUCCAGAAUAAACAGUAUUACUUAUUAAUCUGUGAUGUAACUUGAUCAACAACUGAAAAGGACUUUGAAAAGGGAUGAAUAAGGAAAUAGAAAAAAGAUGGGCAACACGUUCAGGUCUUGAAAGACCUUUAAAAUCAUUAUUUGGAAGGAAAAACAGUGGUUCAUUUAAGGGAAAGCAGAACAUUUUCCUCUUUGUUAUAGCUGCCUUAACCUGCUUUCCUCUGACAAAAGGGGGGCUGUAUGGUCGUCUCCGUAUUCUUAGGGAAGCAAAGGCCUUUCCUCUAUCAAAUUAAUAAACUCUAAGGCUCGUGAACACAGUGUGUAUUUUACUCCUCACAUACUACGUGACAGAUGGAGGUUUUUAAUAGAUAUUUAUUGCAUCCAUGAAUGAAAGAAUGCUUUUCCUCCCGACUUCUAGGUUUAAGAAAAAGUAAUGGGAAAUGGAAAAAGUAGUUCAAAAAAAGAAAAACAAGCACAACAUUGGAAGAGAGACUGGAAAAUAGAUCCUAUGGCUAAAUAGUAGAGGGCUUUUUGUUUUAACUUUAUCAAGUAAGGAAGUAAAUUUUCAUAUGAUGAAAAGGAUUAUUAUAAGGAAGAGACUUAAACAAAGUCCUCCUUUGUGAAUAAAAUAAUAAAUGAAGUGAAUUCCUGAUGAUCAGCUUUUAGGGUGUAUUUGACAUUGUGAUAGCCACAGCUCAGGAGUUCAGGCAUUGAGCAGAGUCACAGCACAACCCUUUAGAAACGUCAAAGGCUCACUGUGCUCUGUGCCAUAGAGGGCAUUGUGAACACUGACGCAGAACGCUUUCCUUGGGUGGUGGUAAUAAAAUGGCUUGAGGGGGGCAGAUCACUUACUUUCUCCCUUCAGAGGGGAAGGGCAUCGGAGACCAUCCCCUCUUAUUUUGUAGUUGAAGAAAUAAAAGCAGGUAAUUUAUCCAACAUUUCCUGGUCAGAGCCAGGUCUAGAACUGACCACUCCGAAUGCCAAUCAGUGUUCUCCCUGCGCCAGUGCGCUGUCCUCUUCUGAGACACUUGAGCUUAUCAGUUAAUAUUUUGAAACUACCAUAGACAGCUGACCCUUGAGCAAUACGGGGUUGAAC
Messenger RNA from Otolemur garnettii (small-eared galago), 7374 nucleotides. RefSeq names its product nuclear receptor subfamily 5 group A member 2 (gene NR5A2). Gene Ontology annotation, molecular function: nuclear receptor activity; RNA polymerase II cis-regulatory region sequence-specific DNA binding; zinc ion binding. Gene Ontology annotation, cellular component: RNA polymerase II transcription regulator complex. Bases 45 to 1373 code for a protein of 442 amino acids. The transcript is spliced from 7 exons. Lineage: Eukaryota; Metazoa; Chordata; Mammalia; Primates; Galagidae. Gene Ontology annotation, biological process: hormone-mediated signaling pathway; regulation of transcription by RNA polymerase II; tissue development. The record is from RefSeq and is a predicted model, not a curated record.